This is a messenger RNA of Ananas comosus (pineapple), 2599 nucleotides long. Its product is annotated as calcium-dependent protein kinase 20-like. The transcript has 9 exons. The coding region runs from base 510 to 2198 and encodes 562 amino acids. Gene Ontology annotation, cellular component: cytoplasm; nucleus. Lineage: Eukaryota; Viridiplantae; Streptophyta; Magnoliopsida; Poales; Bromeliaceae. Gene Ontology annotation, biological process: protein autophosphorylation; peptidyl-serine phosphorylation; intracellular signal transduction. Gene Ontology annotation, molecular function: calmodulin binding; calcium-dependent protein serine/threonine kinase activity; calcium ion binding. The record is from RefSeq and is a predicted model, not a curated record.
GUAGGGCGAGAGAGGGAGGAAGGGGGCAGGAAGGGAGGUUAAGGGAGGAAGGCUCUGUAGGAAGAGAAAAGAUCUAGUUGGAGUCUUUGACCCCUUUUCUUUCCUCAACCCUCGGCUUCGACAAUGGCGUGUUCACACCAUUCCAUAUGCCCCUUCCCACCGGGACUCCUCCCUCUCCACCGUUAAAAUCCCCUCCCCUCCCCUGCCCCCCGAGCUCUCCCUCCCCCCUCUCUCUCUCGCUCUCUUCUCUCUCUCUCUCUCUCUCUCUCUCUCUCUCUCUCUCUUUGUAGUCAGCGGUACAACUCCUCCUCCUCCUCCUCCUCAUCCUGCUUCGAUCGAAAGGGAUUUCGUUUCAUCUUUGUCCCUCCGCGAUUCGAUCUUUGCAAAAUUAAUUAAUUAAUUAAUUAUAAAAUAACAAAAAAAUUACGCCACACACACGCAUACGCGCAUACGCAUACGCCGAUUUAGGGAGAUCGACCUAGAAGAAGAAGGCGAAGAAGAAGAAGAAGAUGGGGAACUGCUGUGCGACGCCGGGGGACGAGGCGAGGAGGAAGAAGGCGGGGGCGGGGGCGGGGGCGAAGAAGGGGAGGAAGGGGAAGAAGCCGAACCCGUUCUCGAUCGAGUACAACAAGGGGCCGGCGGCGUCGGGGGCGGGGGUGCCGAGGCUGACGGUGCUGAGGGAGCCGACGGGCCGCGACAUCGGCAGCCGGUACGAGCUGGGACAGGAGCUGGGCCGCGGCGAGUUCGGCAUCACCUACCUCUGCACGGAGCGCGCCACCGGCGACGCCUUCGCCUGCAAGUCCAUCUCCAAGAAGAAGCUCCGCACCGCCGUCGACAUCGAGGACGUCCGCCGCGAGGUCGACAUCAUGCGCCACCUCCCCGGCCACCCCAACAUCGUCACCCUCCGCGACACCUACGAGGACGACAGCGCCGUCCACCUCGUCAUGGAGCUCUGCGAGGGCGGCGAGCUCUUCGACCGCAUCGUCGCCCGCGGCCACUACACCGAGCGGGCCGCCGCCGUCGUCACGCGCACCAUCGUCGAGGUCGUGCAGUUUAUACAAGUGCACAAAUAUUUUCUUCAACUGCUGAUCUGUUGCUGGCAGAUGAUGUGUCACAAGCACGGGGUGAUGCAUAGGGACUUGAAACCGGAGAAUUUCUUGUUUGCCAACAAGAAGGAAACUGCCCCCCUGAAGGCGAUUGACUUCGGAUUGUCUGUAUUUUUCAGGCCUGGUGAAAGGUUUACUGAAAUUGUGGGAAGUCCUUAUUACAUGGCUCCGGAAGUUCUAAAGCGAAAUUAUGGCCCAGAAGUUGAUGUUUGGAGUGCAGGAGUAAUCCUCUACAUUCUUCUUUGUGGAGUCCCUCCAUUUUGGGCAGAAACUGAACAGGGAGUGGCGCAAGCAAUCAUCCGUUCUGCCAUAGACUUUAGAAGAGACCCAUGGCCUAGAGUUUCAGACAAUGCUAAAGACCUUGUCAAGAGGAUGCUUGAUCCGGAUCCAAAGCGGAGAUUAACAGCUCAAGAAGUUCUAGAUCAUCCUUGGUUGCAGAAUGCCAAAAAGGCUCCAAAUGUCUCUCUUGGUGAAACUGUUAAAGCAAGACUCCAACAAUUCUCUGUCAUGAACAAAUUCAAAAAGAGAGCACUUAGGGUUGUCGCUGAGCAUUUAUCAGUGGAAGAAGUAGCUGAUAUAAAGGAUAUGUUUCAUAAGAUGGAUGUAAACAGCUGUGGUCAAAUAACAUUUGAAGAGUUGAAGUUUGGUUUGCAUAAGCUUGGGCACCAGAUUGCUGAUGCAGAUUGUAGAAUAUUAAUGGAUGCUGCGGACGUUGAUGGAGAUGGAACUCUAGACUAUGGAGAGUUUGUUGCUGUGUCAAUCCACCUCAAGAAGCUUGGGAAUGACGAGCAUCUUCACAAAGCCUUUGCAUACUUUGAUAAGAAUAAGAGUGGAUACAUUGAAAUUGAGGAGCUUAGAGACAACUUGGCUGACGACUUGGGUCCAAAUCAUGAAGAAGUUAUCAACGCAAUCAUUCGCGAUGUCGACACAGACAAGGAUGGGAAAAUUAGCUAUGAGGAGUUUGCCACGAUGAUGAAGGCAGGAACUGAUUGGAGGAAGGCUUCAAGGCAGUAUUCACGGGAGCGGUUCAAUAGCCUCAGCUUAAAGCUGCAGAAAGAUGGAUCUCUGCAGCUAGCAACUGAAGGUAGAUGAAAAGGAGGGCCACGCUACCAUUAAAAUUUGUGUAUUCUGACCAGAAACUUCCCCUUUUGUAUCCCUCCCUUAACAAUUUUUGUUGGUUUGUCUUCUGUUCAUUUGGGGCUUCAAUUAUUUUCUGCUUCCCCUGUGCUCUAAGUUGUAGAAUGUCAUGGUUGAAAGCUCAUCUCUCGUGUUUCUCUAUCAUUUGUGGCUACUGUUGUAUGUAUAAUAUUUCAGCAGAAGAUGUAUGGGAACGAAAGUGGUAGAAAUGAGAACAAGAAAUCAGAUUAGUGGAUCUAAUGUUCGUAGAUAUGACGAAGUAUCAAGCUCUUGUGGAUUCUUCGUUCUUGCGAUUGUAGCCACUCUGAAGAACGUUGUUUGGCUUAUGAAAGAUUAUUAUCCCUCAUCCUGUGAAA